UCAACUUUCUCUGUGGGAAACAUCCGCAUUAUUGUAAACAAGUUUUAUUUACGGAUACAAAUAUCACAAUUUAUGUCGCUUGGAUAUAUAUAUAUUAUAUUAAAGUAAUGCAAAUUUUUGUGAAUAUAUCUUAAGGUUACAAGCAGUAAACGUAAGGUCGCAAAACAGAUAGAAAGAGCUUUAUCAUGUAAAGAAAGAGAGAGAACAUAAACAUGUCACAUGAACAGGAUAAAACUGCAGCUGAUAGGGAAGACAGUUUCCUUCAAAUAACAAUGCAGGUGAAAGAGUUAAACUUAAAAGUAAAUCUGACUUAUGGGGAGGAUCAGAUUCAAGAUAAUGAAAUGGACGGCAUGUUACAGUUAAUGUUUAUUUUCUGGGGAGUUAUUAUACCAAUUAUCGGAGUCAUUGGUCUUGUAGGGAACAUACUUACUGGAAUCAUUUUAUUCCGACGAGAAAUGCGAUCUACGACGGUAUAUUUCUUGCGUACGUUAGUCAUCACAGAUACUGGAAUUAUAAUUGGUGCAAUAAUGGGAGUUUCUGUGAUCUCUAUAACUCAACUCAAUCAACAUGAAUGGUUGUUUAAUCACGUCAUUUACCCGCAUAUCUUCACUCCUACAAACUACUUUGUGAUGGCUCUACAAACAUUAAAUGUUUGGGCAACUGUAGCAGUGUCAGUUGAACGUUACAUAGCAAUCUGUUUUCCAUUUAAAUCUAUAAAUAUAUGUAACAAACGUAACGCAUAUAUCAUUAUUGGCGUAACAACUGUUUUUUCGACCGCUUAUAACAUUCCAAGAUGUUUUGCCACGGGAUAUACUGUAUGUGGAGAUAAUUGUUUUAUGAUUAUAACAACAGAUUUUGGUCAAUCAUAUUUUUAUACAAUAAUUUAUAGUGGAUGGCUGUAUACAAUUAUUAUAUAUGUAAUACCCCUUCUUAUUCUAGGAAUCUUAAAUGUUUUACUUAUUCUUGAAUUGAUGCGCAUGCGUCAAAGAAGAUGUUUGACGAACACAAAAGAAAACACAGAAUUUAAUAUGAGUAUAGUACUUGUUAUAAUUGUAGUGGUGUUCAUUAUUUGUCAAACUCCUGGAUUAGUGGCACAGUUCCAUUUUCUAGAUACAGUGUUCUUAAUGAAAUGGACAUGUGUAAGUAACACAUUAUUUGUGUUAAAUUCGUCUUUAAAUUUUCUCAUCUACACAGCUGUUGGGAAAAAAUUUAGAACAUUACUUUUAAAAAUGGCUAAGAAUUGUUUAUGUAGAAAUUUAUACGUGGAUGUUUCGAACACUGACAGAGAGCUGACUACUUUAACAACAAUGAAGGACACAUACGGCACGGGAGUAAAACUCGAUGAAUUAUCCGCUCUUAACAAACCUGAUACCUAACUUGAUUUGUCCAAUUUGUAAAUGCAUGUAUUGUACUGUUAUUUUCAUUUGCAAAUAAACAAAUUUACACAUA
Ruditapes philippinarum (Manila clam) is the source of this 1449-nucleotide messenger RNA. Its product is annotated as FMRFamide receptor-like. Gene Ontology annotation, molecular function: G protein-coupled receptor activity. The record is from RefSeq and is a predicted model, not a curated record. The coding region runs from base 213 to 1376 and encodes 387 amino acids. Gene Ontology annotation, biological process: G protein-coupled receptor signaling pathway. Gene Ontology annotation, cellular component: membrane. NCBI's taxonomy places the organism in Eukaryota, Metazoa, Mollusca, Bivalvia, Venerida, Veneridae. The transcript has 2 exons.